AUGAACGGAGAAACGACGCCUUCGGCUGAAGGAUCACAACGCCAACGAAAGCCCAGGCCCGAGAUUCAGAUCUAUCGGCCGGGCGCGUUGCGAAAAGGCGACAGUACGAAGAGCUUGACGAACGAGGAGAAGCCCCCGAGACCCGAAAAGUUGCAGUCGACACCCAAGUCGUCUGAGUCCAGAAGACGACAGAGCAACGAUACGGACAGCGUGACGUCACGCGGCGGCUCGGGGAGCACCACUCCGGACGCGAGUGCGAUGAAUGAGCGGGGGAGGAAUCGGUUUGGAGCGCAAACUCAAGCCGGAAGUUAUCAGAGCGGAGGCGGCGGACAAGGAUCUUCUUAUGUGAGAUUUUCGAUUAAUUUGUUAGCCGGCUGAUCUCUUUUUUUUUGAGCUCACAAAUCAAAGAUCUCCAAGUUUCAGAACUCGACACAAUCGUUGUACGACACCCGGCGACAAGGCGGAUACACAGAGUACAACGGCGGAGCGAAUCGAUCGAACCAUCGAGGUGGAAGAAAUCAGCAGAAACAACCGUUCGAGCGUCCUGUCAAUCAUGUUAGUUUAUGGGAAAUUCGAACAAUUUCUAUGUAUUUUCAUUUAUAGAGCCGAGGAUUCAAUGAACGUGCCUCGAUGCGCGGAGACGGAGCGAUCGCGAAACGAACGGGCGGUCGGAGAAGGAACGAUUCGAUCAACUCGACGCAAAGUGAGAUGCCGCCCUCGACGAACGAUCAAUUGCACAUUGACACCUCGUACGAGUCAGCUUCUCAGUGCGGCGCCUCUUCGGCCUUUUCGAUGAACUCUCUUGGAGAGGCGUUCAGCUUCGAGGAGAUGUGCCAGAACCUUCAGAAUUUUGCGUCGAUGGAUUGGAGUAAGGAGGUGGAGAACGAGUUUGCGAUGCAGCAGGAGAUGGAGGUAGAGGAGGAGCGGAAGAAGCACGAGGAGAAUCUGAAGAACCAGAGUCCGAAGCCAAAGGGAAAGCUUCAAGAGGCGAAUGGGCAGACGAACGGGUCGCCGAGAAAGUCCAAAAAUCGUCGUAACCGUGGGCGAAGAGACGAAAGCGAUCGGGAAUCGUCGUUCGGCGGAAGCAUCGCAGAAGAGAACGAAGAAGCGGAGGAGGAGUUGAAGAGCGGAGAACGCACGCCGACGUCCGUUAAAAGUACGGGUCCGGCGUACAAUCCAAGAGUACUCUAUCAACGAACACAGAGGAACACGUCCGAGAACGAGAACAACGGAUACAGCAGACGACCGAACUAUCAGCACGAGCCGGUUGUGAAGAAGAUGGAGAAGAAGGGCGGAUAUCGUGGAGAGCACGACGAUCGGGGCGACGACAGUUCCGAGUACGGAGGAGUCGAGCAGCACAUGACUUCCGGACGGUUAGCGGGCCGAAUUUCGAUUGUGACCAGAGAUGUGCCGGACGAUCCGAGAACUAGUACGUUUUUUGCAGUCGCUUUUCAUGUUUUUGACGUAGAAUGUGGUGUGAACACCAAGUAACAUACCGUAAUCGAAGAUAAACUAAAUGCUGCUUCAUCACAGUUUUACCGAGCUAAAAUGUCUAAUUUCAGGAAGCCGAGCUCAAGCGCAAGCCGACGAAAUAUCGAAGAUUAUCCAGAAACGGAGGUAACGCAACUUGUCUUUAUGUCCCCGUCCCUCUCGAAAGUUCUCCCAUUUUCCCUUUUAAUCCCCGCUGUGCCUAUUUUCAAUUUACCCUAUGUUUGCAAUAUCUUUGGGACCUCCUAAUAUACUUAUCUAAUUGCCUUUUGAACCUCUCUAACUGGCUCACCAUUCCCUCCUUCAGUCAUUGAUUUCUAUUUGUACGAUACUCGCCUUUUUCUGUGUUAUUAAAUAAUAAUUAAUUUCCCCUAAUAAUCGAUUUUUUACUAAUAAAUAUAAUCACCACUAAUUCCGUUCAUUUCUGUUCACUCACUAAUGUUUCUUUCCGUUCGCUUCGGGUUCCUUUCCGCUUUUUUCCGGUGUUCCAGCUUUUUCAGCAAAAUUUCGCUUUUUUCCAGUACCUCCUCGUCAGAAAUGGUGAAUCGAGAACUGCUGAAUCAGCGGCGAAAAGAGCACAUUGAGCAGUCCGAGGAGGGCGCUAAGAUUCGAGAAAUUAGCGGGAAAAUUGAAAAUUUGGCGAGUUUUGUCAAGAAAAGAGAUGUGAAGGCGGCGGAGAAGAUGAUCAAGUACAGGUUAGAAAACUACUUCAAUUUUUCUCAAAAAAAUACUCUGGAAACGUUUCCAGCAUGGAAUUAUCAAGUUUCUACGCAGAAGUGAUCCUUCCCGACGUCGUCUACGCAUUCACCGCCGGUUUAGAACAAAGACUGUUCCGACAGGCAUUUUAUAAGGUCCCGGAGAUUGUAGAACUGAAAAAAAAAUCGAAAGAAUUUCAGUCAAUCGAGGCGCUUCGCAGUGGAGCGAAUUCUGUGGCGGCCGAGGGGAAAUUCAUUCGUUCUGUGGCUCAGAAACUUCUUUUAAACGUAAAUUUUGUUCAUGAUCGCGUUCUAUCGCUACUACUUUGCCGAUAUCUUCCAAAAAAAAGUGAGACAGCAGCUCCCCAUUUAUUUUACAUUAAAAAUGGAGGUUUGGUAGAAAAACGGCUGGAAUUUGAGCGAUAGGGUGCGACAGCCACAUUAGUAAAGCUACAAUAAAGUUAUCAUUCAGGGAAUUGUGUUCUACGAGCAGCUUAUCACCCGAUACGAGCAAUCGUUCGAGAUCAACAUUGAAAAUACGCUCACCUGGCCGCAAGGCACUCCUUCCGACGAACAACUGAUCGACGAGACCGUUCUGUUGCCAGUUGGAAUAAUGAAAUUCGAAACUGCCACGCAAAAGGUUUAAUACUUUGAAAAUUGGUCGAUCUUCUUUUAUUUUCAAAGUUUUCAGACCGCAAUAAAGUCACUUUCACGUCAUCUGACCUCCCUCGGCGACUUGCAUCGAUACAAGUGUCUGAUCGAGGGAUCCGAAAAUUAUGAAGUAUCCAAGAGGUAAAAAAGGAAGAAAACGCUGGAAGAUUCUCAAUUUUUGCAUCUGUCCUCUCAGAUUUGGACAAUUCAUGCAAAUGCGCUCGAUUGAGAACAAAACUGAAAAUUUUUUUUUAGUUUUUUGAAAACUUUUUUCGACAAAUUUUGGCGCUACAACGGAUUAGAACUGUUACGAAUUAGAACUCCCAACGCUAAAAAUCAACCAACAGUUCUAAUUCGUAACAGUUCUAUUCCGUUCAAGUUUUAAUCCGUUGUAGCGCCCAAAUUUUCACUAGUUUCUAUUAUGCGUGCAUUUCACUACAAUCGCGCCCUGUUCAGAAACUCUUUUCGUUGUGCAAUUUUUCAAUUCUUUCAGCUGCUACCUAAAAGCCGCCCAGUUAUGGCCAUCUUCCGGUCAUCCGUACAACCAACUCGGUGUCGUCGUCUACUAUUCCGUAAGUUUCGAGAAUUCGGCGGAUUUUAUUGGAAAACUUUUGAAAAGCUAAAAGACGGAGAGGUCAGGGGUGACAAAAACGAGCCGCCCGUACACCCCAUAACAUAGUGCGCCUAUACGAAUUCCAUAUUUCGAUAUAAAAUGACGUGAACUCGCCCCCUGACGACGCCGUUUUUCUUGUCUUCAGAUGCUGUACCGAAGUGCGCGACGUGCCCGUCUCAUUCCGGUCGACGUGCUGUCGCGGCAACGACAGGUUUGACCCGCUCCACGAUCCGUUUUUUUUCGAGUCUUGGGAAAUUUGAUACUCGAACGCGCACCAUCUUCCUCCCAACCUUGUCGCUUGUCUCUUCUAACCCCCUUUUCUUCUCCGUUCUUUUCUUCUUCCGCGGGCGGUCAUUAACAGCUUGGGUGUUCUUUUCAUUUUUUUUAAUUCGUACCUGCUUGUUGUCCUCCGUCCUUCAAAGAUGUCUAACACGUUGUUUUGCCCACCUAAAUUCGAACAAAUCGCCAGGGCCAGGCGGUCUGGAAUUUUAUAUUAUCAAUCAACCGAUCGAGCCGUCAGUUUGAAUGACUGUGUUCAAUGACCAGAUUUCCUCAUCUGAUGAUAUUAGGCCAAAAAAGCUAACCUUCUUAAUGUCCCGUACAAAGUAAAAAAUCAGGUAUUUCCUGGGUGCCCACAGUAGGAAUGACUGUUACCGCACUCAUUUUUCUGAAAUGUUAUCGAAACAGAGUACGGUAACAAUGAUUUGAGCUGUGCUCUCUUUCUUAACUUUUACUUUGUACUCGGAAUUAAAAAGGUUAGUCUUUGCGGCUUAAAAUUGUUCAAGGUAACGGCCCGAUCUGAUUGAUAAUGGCAACCGGACCGACCGAAAAUUCCAGGCCGGCCAGCCCUGAACGCGUGCAACUUUUCACAAUAUGUUGUCAAUUUCAGAAACGUGUAAUAGACGAGUUCUUCUACCUGACACGUGCUCUCGCGUGUUCGCAUCCGUACGAAGUGGCGCGAGAUCGGUUGGUGCAGCGGUUGGACGCGAUGCGAUCGAAAGUGAGCAAGUAUCAGCCGACGAUCGACAAAGAGUGCGGGACGGUCAAAGCCGAAUCCGUGGCGCUCGGCAAGCUUCAGUUGAACCGACAAGUGUGGAUCCAUCCGACGACCGGGAACACUGAAAAUGGGACACGAGAACGGCUCGUCGACGAUAUUCUCAAUUAUUUCAUCUCACAGCCGAAGACCAAGUUGCACAGACGGGCGGUAUCCUACUUGUGCGACACUUUCGGAAUGUUGGUCACAAAGAUCGGAAUGGAUCAUUUCAGAAGGUUUGUAAUAUCUGGAUGCAAAAUCAAAUAAUAUCUCUAUUUUCAGUGUGUCCGAACGAGCUUUCGGUCUCCUCUUCGCCUCGCUUUCGAAGCGGGAAACCGACUUUUCGGCCGAGCAACUCGUUCAACUCUCCGCCAUGUUCAUUUACGCGGUUCACGUGAAUUUCACAAGUGAGCCACUAAUUUGAAAUUGACCACGUCCCCUUUUUUUCAGAGCCAGACAGUUCAGCGCAAACGGGAAUCGCCCUCAACUCGCUGAUCACCUUCUUCUCGGUGCUCUCUCGGUCUUUCAUUGCUCAGAAAUUGCCGCUAGUUUUGCCCGCGAUCAACGUCAUUGCCACGUGGAUUUGUCACGUCGACACGGAGCCCAUUCUCAAAAGCUCCGAUCGUCUCGAGACCCUUCCGUCGACUAUCCUCACUGAUUUUGAUGCAGAUUCCACAAUUCAGCAGGUUCUGGCGACGAUUCCUGCAGAUGUGAAAAUGUGCGAAUCCACGUCACAAGCGUAUCCCGAAACGAUUCUCCUCGCCUCUUUUUUCAAAACGUUCGACGCGGCGCCGCUGAAGACGUGGCAAGCGAAAAGCGGAAAAAUCGAGGACGGGCGGUGCGGAAUGAUGCGCAGAGCGAUGGAAAAACUGAGGGAACGUGUGAAGGCGAAAGAGGAAAAGAAAGCAAUUGAGACGGAGUGCGAUAAUAGAAAAGAGCCGGCGGAGGAGGAGGAGGAAUCGCCGCGGAGCAGGAAGCAGAUUCUGGACGAGGAGAGGGGAAAACGGACUGUGGCCAUGAUUGUUAGUCUUUCGAAAUGUUUCAUAUUUUCAAUGGCUGGUUGCAAUUUGCUACACGUUUCUGUUGCAGGUACACCCCGAAUACCUCAUCCCGGACACGAACGUGCUGAUCGGUGACCUGAGACUUGUGAAAGAGCUUCUGGAACAAGCCGCCGACGCGAAUUUCCAAAUUCUCGUGCCGACAAUUGUGAUCACAGAGCUCCAGUCUCUGGCGAAGCGGCCGGAUGCGCGCAGCAGUUCGGAGCACGAUCCGGAGAGACGGGAAAAGGCGCAAGAAGCGGUGAGAUGGCUGCGAGAGCAGGAGCGGAAGAAGCCGGCGGAUCUGAAGACGUUGACGUCGAGUGGAAACAGGGUUCCGACGUUCACGAUGGCCGCCGAGCAGCUCGAGGAUCUCGGGAAAGCGGUGAGGCGAAAAGUAGACAUUUUGCUAUUGAAAAACAUGCAAAUUUUGCAGACGAACGACGACAUUAUCCUGCGAUCGGCGCUGAAAUGGUCGGAAAGUCUGCCGACGCCGCCGGCCACGUCGGUCGUCCACUCCGUCUCCGUCUCCAUCGCCAAUUCGGCCGACGCCUCCGCCUCCAACACGCUCGUGCGGCGGUGUGUCCUUCUGACCGGCGACCGUGGGCUGACGAUCAAGGCGAAUGGAAGUCAGAUGCCCACAAGAGGCGUUGAUAACUUUUGCCAAUGGGUUGAAGGCGGACGCCGCUGA
Caenorhabditis sp. 36 PRJEB53466 is the source of this 6208-nucleotide messenger RNA. Lineage: Eukaryota; Metazoa; Nematoda; Chromadorea; Rhabditida; Rhabditidae. The record is from the annotation of a GenBank genome assembly.